Stereum hirsutum FP-91666 SS1 is the source of this 2185-nucleotide messenger RNA. RefSeq lists its product as uncharacterized. Gene Ontology annotation, biological process: monoatomic cation transport; transmembrane transport. Bases 55 to 2052 code for a protein of 665 amino acids. Gene Ontology annotation, molecular function: monoatomic cation transmembrane transporter activity. NCBI's taxonomy places the organism in Eukaryota, Fungi, Basidiomycota, Agaricomycetes, Russulales, Stereaceae. Gene Ontology annotation, cellular component: membrane. The record is from RefSeq and is a predicted model, not a curated record. The transcript has 4 exons.
GACAGCGACUCGUUCGCCUCUUUUUUGACCCCCUUCAGCUCAGCACGAUCCGCGAUGUCGAUGUUCAAUCGACAGGUGACGGCGGCGGCACAUACGCUUACGGUUUCUUCGAGUCUGACCUCUUCCUGGACCGAACGGACUUGUCUCGAGUAUUGUCUCUCUAUUCUUUCUUCGUCUUCUUCUUCGCAACAGAACUCGAACCAAUACCGGAAUCAGCAACAGCAACAGCAGCGAUCAUCUCGCAGCAGCUCGCAGUCGCACAGGACCAGGUCGUGUGGACGUUACGGCGGCGUUCUUGGCGGCAGUAGUAGUAUUGCCAGUAGGGAAAACACGAGCAGGAGCAUCCCCAGUCCGAGUCCGAAUUCGAGACGUGGCUAUAGGCUCGCUAGGCCCAGUAGGAACCCAAUAAGAACUUACACGUAUUCUACCGCUGGCGAUACUGCUGUUCGGUUUCACACCCAUUCAAGCGCACUCCGUUCUUUCGCAUCACCCUCACGGUCUCGGUCAUCAUCAUCAUCAUCGCAGCUGUCCUCUUUCCCGUCGUCGUCCACGUAUUCCACGUCGACACAUCAGAUUCAUUCAUAUUCAUAUCCUUAUACGCAUUCGACAGUAUCUUUGGUUUCACCAGGACCACCAAUACCAUUUUCGCCACUACUCCGGUCGCGAGCACGAGGCAGGAUGAGUACCGGACAACAAGUCAUCACGAGGCGGACAUAUUCGACAAAACCGCCAGGAAAGGAAAAGGAAAAGGAGAAUGGUAAUGGUAAUGGCAUUGACAUUGGCAACGGGAAGGAGGGAAACGGAGUCUCGAAUGGCCAUCAUCAUGAUGAACCUCAUACGCAUGAACACGAACACGAACACGACCAUGGCCACUCGCAUUCGCAUGGUCUCUUCGGUCAUUCGCACGGCGAAGACGAGGCGCACGGUGGAGAUGUCGUAGAAGCUCUGCAGAAGGGUACAAGCGAUCCUGGAAGCAGAAUCACGCUCAUUGGGCUGGGUGUGAAUGUUGUGUUGACGGGUACGAAGGGAAUCGCUGGCUGGUACAUGAACUCGGCGUCGUUGCUCGCAGAUGCAGGUCAUUCGCUGAGCGACCUCAUCGGCGACUUCGUCGUCCUCGCCUCCUGGAAGCUCUCCCGAAAUCCACCAAGCACCCGCUACCCCUACGGCUUCGCCAAAUUCGAAACCAUCGGCACCUGCGUCGUCUCCCUCCUCCUCGUCGGCGGCGCCCUCGGCAUAGGCUUCCACUCCAUCUCUCUCCUCCUCGAAACACUCCAACACACCGUCCAGGCCGUUCCACCGGGUCCUCUUCAGACAGCCAUCACGGGCGUCACAUCCGCCGCGCAGAAUAUCACCGAUCUUGCGGGGAAUGUGAUCGACGGGCAUGGGCAUGAGCACGGACACGGACAUGGACAUGGGGUGUUGGAUCCGAAUGCGGCGUGGUUCGCGGCGGCGAGUGUGCUGGGGAAGGAGUGGAUGUUUAGGGCCACGAAGAAGGUCGCGGAUCAGGAGAAUAGUCCGGUUUUGCUCGCGAAUGCGUAUCAUCAUCGGAGCGAUGCGUAUUCGAGCGUCGUGGCGUUGUUUGCGAUUCUGGGGAGCAGUUGGUUCCCUUCGUUGCCGUUGGAUCCGAUUGGUGGUCUUUUGGUGUCGAUUGUUAUCCUGCGGCAAGGCUUGGGGUUGUUCGCCGGUUCUUUCAACGAACUCACAGACGCGGGCGCAUCCCCCGCGACGAUGCGUACACUCUCCCGCGCCCUCGACGCCUACGUCGUCCAACAAUCCCUCCCAUCACCCACCUCCCCCUCAUCAACAUCAACCUCCUCACCAUCACCCGACCAUCCCCAUCCAUACCUUCGCCCCCUCCCAACCCUCAAAAUCCACACCGUCCGCGCGAAACGCUCCGGCUCGCAACUCUUCGUUGAUCUCGUCGCGGACGUGCCUGGCGAUCUGAGCGUGGAAGAGACGGCGGGAUUGGAGAGGAGGAUCGGGGAGGUGCUAAAGAGGGAGAAGAAGGAGAUCGUGGAGGUUAGUGUGAGGUUUAGGCCGAUUGGGACGUAGGCAUGGGUGGAACAGGCGGUGCGAUGUGGGUAGGGGGGAUGGGGGGAUGGGAUGUGGAUCAUUGGGGUCUUGGGUUUGUUUCUUGUGGUUUUGGUUGUAAAGUUAUUGUUUGGAAUAUUUUAUGUUAAAGGCC